Molecule: messenger RNA, 1140 nt
Organism: Alternaria metachromatica
Lineage: Eukaryota; Fungi; Ascomycota; Dothideomycetes; Pleosporales; Pleosporaceae
Exons: 3
Coding region: 1-1140 (379 amino acids)
Molecular function (GO): protein binding
Source: RefSeq, a predicted model, not a curated record
AUGCCUUCCAUGGCGAGCUCCAUCCACCCCGACUUCCGCGACGAUGUCACCUCAGCGGAAGCCCAUGCCGUGGACCGGGAAACAGAACGUCUAAUCCAUCAACAACUAGCUGCGGACAACGCAAGUGGCCGUGAAAGAUACAUUCAGCUCGCCAAAGAGAUGCUGCGUAUUAGAUUGCGCGCCUACAAGCCCGAGUCACCACCCGUUGCUGGUGCGUGGUGCCUGAUCGGAUCAGCACAUCUCAAGGCCUCUCAGCUGCAGGAAGCAAAGGAAGCCACUGAGAAGAGUCUGGAAAUAUAUGCCGCAGGAAACGAUGCUGAGAAAGAAAACUCGGCGGCAUUGGCGAGGGAACAGUUGGGUUUGAUCUUUGAAGGCUUGGGCCAGAUCUCCGAUGCUAAGAAAAUUCGACUGCAAGGUGCGAGUGAUGGAACGAUGGUGUGUUCGAGUCCACGGGUCACAUACUAUCAGCGCAACUACGGCAAUCGCGUAGACCCAAACCCAGCGCCAGUGUACCAGAACGAGAGUAGUCAUGUGGGCUCUAUGGGCCACGUCGACUUCGAUACGAUCAGCGAAGAGGUCGUGGCCAAGAAGGGUCGUCUCGGCCUCACACCAAUCACGCUCACCCAGGUCAUGUUUCCUAUCUGGCAAUCCAAAGGCUUCAAAUUGCUGUCGAAAGAGGCAAGCGCAAGGGCAGCCUCACCCCGAAGAAAGAGCGCAAGGCCAGCAGGGCCACAGACGACCCCAACCUCAAGCCGGCGCCGCAACAUCAACAACACCCCCGACCUCCAGGCCAACAGCAAGAAGCCGCGCAGAAACACGAUUUCCACCCCUCUCACCCCCGAAGACAAGGCCGCGGCCAAGCGCGCCUUCCAGGACACAACGAAGCCCAUAGACGAACAGUCCAUCCACAACUUCCAAGUCACGGAGGCAGAGGCUCACGAGUCUGGGCAUAUGCCAACGUUUGUGAGGAUGCCUCGACAGUGGGCACUAGACACAAACACCGAUCAGUACGACGCGCCGGCAUUUGGAAUGUACAGGGUUUUGGAGGAUAUGUUGAACGCUUUAGUGGGUUAUCGAGGUGCGAUACCGAACCUUGGAGGUAUAUGCUAUGUUCUGGGGCAACGCAAGGAGGGUAACUAG